Molecule: messenger RNA, 3885 nt
Organism: Silurus meridionalis
Lineage: Eukaryota; Metazoa; Chordata; Actinopteri; Siluriformes; Siluridae
Gene: mcm2
Product: minichromosome maintenance complex component 2
Exons: 16
Coding region: 125-2785 (886 amino acids)
Biological process (GO): DNA replication; mitotic DNA replication initiation; double-strand break repair via break-induced replication
Cellular component (GO): MCM complex; nucleus
Molecular function (GO): single-stranded DNA helicase activity; ATP binding; single-stranded DNA binding
Source: RefSeq, a predicted model, not a curated record
AAUAUUCAUGAUAUUUCGCGGGCUUUGUGGUCACGUGUCAUAUUUCGCGCGAAAACUUUGCCUCGCCGGUAGGGAAAAAAAAACAACAGUCUAAACUGAAGGGACCCGGACUACACGCAGUACAAUGGCCGAUUCCUCAGAGUCUUUCAACAUUGCCACGAGCCCGAGUCGCGGCUCACGGCGAGGCGAUCUGACAUCCAGCCCAGGCAGAGACCUUCCUCCGUUUGAAGAUGAGUCUGAGGGACUGCUGGGGGACCAUGAGCCUGAAGAGGAGGAAGAAGAUGGAGAGGAGCUGUUUGGGAACCAGUUGGAAGGGGACUACCGUCCUAUUCCUGAAUUGGAUCGCUAUGAGGCAGAAGGUCUGGAUGAUGAGGACUUGAGUGAACUGUCUCCUGGAGCUCGUGCUCGUGCUGAGGCAGCUAUGAAUGACCGAGACAAAAGAAUAGGCAUUGGCCGCAUGGCCAGGGGGCUGCUUUAUGACAGUGAAGAUGAGGAUGACGAGCGACCAUCAAAGAGGCGACGACGUCUGGCAGAACGUGCCGCAGAAGGAGCUGGUGCUGAAGGCGAGGAUGAAGAGAUGAUUGAGAGCAUUGAGAACCUAGAGGAUAUGAAGGGUCACUCAGUGCGGGAGUGGGUUUCUAUGGCUGCCCCACGCCUGGAGAUCUACCACCGUUUCAAGAAUUUUCUUCGCACCCACGUGGAUGAGCACGGCCACAAUGUUUUUAAAGAGAGGAUCAGCGACAUGUGCAAAGAAAACAAGGAGAGCUUGUUGGUGAACUAUGAGGAGUUGGCCUCCAGAGAGCAUGUACUAGCCUACUUUCUUCCUGAGGCACCUGCUGAGAUGCUGAAGAUCUUUGAUGAAGCAGCAAAAGAGGUGGUGCUGGCCAUGUACCCCAAAUAUGAUCGCAUAGCCCACGAGAUCCAUGUGCGGAUUGGCAACCUGCCUCUAGUGGAGGAGCUACGUUCACUCAGGCAGCUGCAUCUAAACCAGCUUAUCCGCACCAGUGGUGUAGUAACCAGCUGUACGGGAGUGCUGCCCCAACUCGGCAUGGUCAAAUACAACUGUAACAAGUGUAACUUCAUCCUUGGCCCCUUUUUCCAAUCACAAAACCAGGAAGUGAAACCAGGCUCCUGUCCAGAAUGUCAGUCUCUUGGACCUUUUGACAUCAAUAUGGAGCAGACCGUGUAUCAGAACUACCAGCGCAUCACCAUCCAGGAGAGUCCUGGCAAAGUGGCGGCUGGUCGUCUGCCCCGGUCCAAGGAUGCCAUUCUUCUGGCUGAUCUGGUAGAUAGUUGUAAGCCUGGAGAUGAAAUUGAGCUGACUGGCAUCUAUCACAACAACUAUGACGGCUCACUAAACAUGGCCAAUGGCUUUCCUGUUUUCGCAACUGUAAUCCUGGCCAAUCACAUUGUGCGGAAAGAUCAGCGAGUGGCUGUAGCAGAGCUCACUGAUGAAGAUGUAAAAGCCAUUGUGGCUUUGUCCAAGGAUGAGCGCAUCGGAGAAAGGAUAUUUGCCAGCAUUGGGCCCUCUAUCUACGGCCAUGAAGAUAUCAAGAGAGGUCUGGCUCUUGCACUGUUUGGUGGCGAGUCUAAGAAUCCAGGAGGAAAGCAUAAAGUACGUGGUGACCUCAACGUACUGAUGUGUGGAGAUCCAGGCACAGCCAAGUCUCAAUUCCUGAAGUAUGUGGAGAAGGUUGCGAGCCGGGCAGUGUUCACAACGGGACAGGGUGCCUCAGCCGUUGGUCUCACAGCCUACGUCCAGAGACAUCCAGUCACUCGUGAGUGGACGUUGGAAGCCGGGGCUCUGGUCCUGGCAGACCGUGGAGUCUGUCUUAUUGAUGAGUUUGAUAAGAUGAACGAUCAGGACCGCACCAGUAUCCAUGAAGCAAUGGAGCAGCAGAGUAUCUCCAUCUCCAAAGCUGGCAUUGUCACUUCUUUGCAGGCCCGAUGCACUGUAAUCGCUGCUGCAAACCCAAUUGGUGGCCGAUAUGACCCAUCCCUCACCUUUUCUGAGAAUGUUGACCUGACUGAGCCAAUUGUGUCUCGUUUUGACAUCUUGUGUGUCGUAAGAGACACUGUGGAUCCUGUGCAGGACGAGAUGCUUGCCCGCUUCGUGGUGGGCAGCCACAUAAAGCAUCACCCCAGCAAUAAGGAGGGAGGUGUCGCCAGCCUGGAGGAAAUGGUGCUGCCCAAUUCAUCAGAUGUGCCACCCAUUCCUCAGGAGCUACUCAGGAAGUACAUCAUCUAUGCCAAGGAGCGUGUGCGGCCCAAACUGAAUCAGAUGGACCAGGACAAGGUGGCACGCAUCUACAGCGACCUCCGCAAGGAAUCCAUGGCUACUGGCAGCAUCCCCAUUACAGUGCGUCACAUUGAGUCAAUGAUCCGGAUGGCAGAGGCUCACGCACGUAUGCACCUUCGUGACUACGUACAAGAGGAGGAUGUCAACAUGGCCAUACGUGUCAUGCUGGAGAGUUUUAUCGAUACACAGAAGUUCAGUGUGAUGAGGAGCAUGAGAAAGACAUUCGCACGCUACCUGGCUUUCAGGCGAGACAACAAUGAGCUACUGCUGUUUAUCCUGAAGCAACUGGUGGCUGAGCAAGUGUCCUACCAGCGCAACCGUUAUGGAGUACAGCAGGAUGUCAUUGAGAUCCCUGAGAAAGAUCUGGUGGACAAGGCUCGACAGAUCAACAUCCACAGCUUGUCAGCGUUUUAUGACAGCGAUUUGUUCCUUUCCAACAAGUUUUCCCAUGAUGCAAAGAAGAAGCUGAUCAUGCAACAGUUCUAAGCCAUCUGCUGCUUAUGGCUUGUAUUGGAGAAUCUUGUGGACGUGUAAAUAUGUUGCUAUUUCGCCACAUUGUGUGGACAUGGAGGAGUUCUGAUAUGGACAGAGUCAUUUGAUCAUUCAAAGUAACGCCACACUUUGGUAGUGGUAAUGUUUGCUCUUGCUUGUAAGACAGGUGGUAUGAAUUUUUCUUUUUUUUUUUUUUUUCUUUUAAACUGUCAAAUGCAGAAAUGUUUUGCAUGUGUAGGAUUGGAUAUUGUAAAAAAAAGUGUACCAUGUUCUAAAAGAAAUUGUUAAAUAAAAUGUUUACUUACCCUUAAAUUACAGAUAUCAAGAUUUACUCGACCACCGAAUUGAAAUUUAGAGCACAGUACAAGCUUUUGAGUCUCUCCAGAAACCUACAGUUUCACAAAUGAUCAGUUUUGGGUCAAAUUCUGGGUUUUGCUGUUCAAGUAUGCAUGCACAUCAGCACAUUGUUGGAUCAUCACAAUUAGUGUUCUAGCUUUGGCUCUAAAUUUCAACUCUGCAGAAAACCUGGUGGUAUUGCACAUUCCUGUAUCUAAAAAUAUGUUGUGCAUGCAGGAGUAGUCCAAGGUCAUUUUAUUAGCUGCAGAAAGCCCUAACCGAGGCGCUACUACAGACGUUCUGAGGGGUCAUGAUUUAAAAACUAGGGGCACUGAAAUAUGAUUUCACCGUUUUCCAAUUCCUUAAUUUUUUAUUUGCUCAAAUUGUAACAAAGGAAACAAGUAAAAAAAAACAUGUAAAUAUCCAAAUGCCAUGAUUUUAAUGAUUUGCAUGUACAGUAUUUGUUUUUAUAAUUUUUAAUGCCAUGCCAGCAUCAAUGCCAUUGUUUAGGUUAGCUUGCUUAUAUUGCAGAUAAGAUGUUUAGUGUUUUUCUCAAGGUGGGAAAACUGAAACAUUUGCUCUGCUUCAGGCUUAUUGCCAAUUUUCUCUUUGUCCUUGAUCAUUUUGGUGGAGCCAAUUGGAUUGUAGACACCUGCUAUUUGUAAGAGGGAGAGAUGUAAGGUUUAUGUGGAAUUAGUAAUAUUUUUGACAGUUGAAAAUAUAGUGGAUCUACAAAUAAUAAAGUUUAGAAAGUUAAA